AUGCUUUCCAUUCCUCGUCACGAGCCGAUGAGCAAAACGGAGAAGUUCGUUCAGUGGUCAUCUUUGGUAGUCUACUGCUUAGGCGGCCUCACAUUUAUGGCAGUGCCCAAGCUCUAUGGCAUCAUAUUGAACGUAGAAUACACCGGUCGUUCUGAAGGUUACGUGCGCCUGGUCGGCCUUGGAGUUGUAGAAAUUGGAUUUCUUUUCAUAAUCUUGGCACGUUCCACUGUAAGAAUACAUCGCUAUGGAACCAUUUUGGCUUCUGUUGUUAGCCGUCUCGUUUGGGUGCCAGCGACGGGGCUCAUGUUCAUCCUCAGAAAUAUGGUCCCUUUCACGUUCGCGUCAGUCUUCAUGGGCUUAGAUGUGUUGCUUUCCCUGAGCACCUUGUUUAUGUGGUGCCGAGAAAGGGAUGGUUCCUCAUUGGGAGACUUCUUAAAAGAGCUCCUGGCUCCAUUUCGAGAAUGUCACGGGAUGAAAGUAGGAGGAACCAUUACAGCCGUGUUUUUUGUGGGCCUCAUUCAAACAAUCUUUUGGUACGUGUUAGCGGUGAGACCCGAUUUUGCUCAUAAAAUGUUUGUUCUCGAUGAUUUGGAUGGGCUCGCUGAUGGCUAUCUAGCAGCGUUCCUUUAUCUGAUUUCCAUUCAUGGCCUGUAUCACGUCCUUUGCGCCAAUAAUUUGAAUCAUCCCUUCGCUCUAGCCUCAGUUAGCUAUCGAGUUCUUUUGGAUACUCCAGUCUCUCUUGUCUUGCUUCUUGUUGAUCAGAUAGAAAGAAAUCUCUUUCUCACGAUUAUGAGCUUCAACAUGUUCAUCUCCACCAUCUUUUUGGCGUUUCUGUCACGUGAAAGACUUACCAUUACAAACACCAGAGAAGACCCACCCGAUGUGCAAGCUCCCACCGUUACGGAAGACAAUUGA
Molecule: messenger RNA, 915 nt
Organism: Pocillopora meandrina
Lineage: Eukaryota; Metazoa; Cnidaria; Anthozoa; Scleractinia; Pocilloporidae
Source: the annotation of a GenBank genome assembly